Dicrocoelium dendriticum is the source of this 2147-nucleotide messenger RNA. The record is from the annotation of a GenBank genome assembly. NCBI's taxonomy places the organism in Eukaryota, Metazoa, Platyhelminthes, Trematoda, Plagiorchiida, Dicrocoeliidae.
AUGUCUUCAACUGCCGCGGUUGUCCCUGGUGUGACUUAUCACUUACCAAAAGCGGUUGAAGGUUCUUAUAACCACAUCAAUUCUGAACGCGAUCACACGCACAAACGCUUUUUCAGCAAGGAAGCGGAUAGCGAAAAUGUUACUGCUGACGGAUGUACAAAUGUCCAGUCUCCAAAUUUUGCUUCUGCAAGUUUUGAUGCCGCCCUUAGAAACUCCUUGAGACCCCUACUGCAUGACAAGUCAUCCCCUUUCGACUCUCACUAUCCCGACGCUUGUCCAAAGUUCCUCCAGCGCACCCUUUCAUUCCGCGAGUCAGAUGCCCCACCGUUAGAUACAAUAAUUCGACAACGCAUUCAAUCCCUCCCGAGGCAUCUAAUACUUACUGAUACAGAUAAUCAAAAAUCUAAGAAACCAACGAGAAAUGACCCGGUCCUUUGUGAUGACUCAGAAUUGGAACGCCUAUGCCGAGCUGGAUGUCAAUAUAUUCCACGGCAUCCCUUGGGUUUAGGAAAUGCCGGUAACACCUGCUAUCUGAAUUCUGUCCUCCAAUGCCUUCUUGCAACCGGACCACUUCUGGCCUACAUAACCACGAAACACUCUAGCCCAAACACAUGUACUGUUGCCACGGGCCAGGCUGCAAAUCUUCAGUCGGGGCUAAAUAAGAGCCGCUUUUGCGGACUAUGUGCUUUGAUGCGGCUACUGAAGGAGCACUCACAACGCUCGCAGUCAAGUGGUGCAACCAAUUAUGCUUGUUCGCUGGGCGGCCAGAUCGUUCCCUCAUACUUCGUUGGCAACGUCCGGGCCGUUUGCCCAAACUUUCAUCCUUACCAACAAGAAGACGCCCAUGAAUUUCUACUUGGGAUGCUGUCACGAAUGGAGGACUGUGCAAUGGCGGAGAUGGGUAAACUGUCCAGAAACGUGGCGGAAACCAACGCAAUCCGCCGCAUUUUCGGUGGUGUUAUUCGUUCGGAAGUUACUUGCCAUUCUUGUCGAAAGGUGUCAACCGUGAACGAAAUGUGUUUCAACCUCUCCGUGGAUAUCACGUGCGGGCGUAGCCUGCAGCAAUGUCUUUCCAAUUACAUCCGCUCUGAGGAACUGUGUGGUCAGAACGCCUACAAAUGUGAGAACUCACUACAAAAGAACACGUAUGACCACCUUAAUGUGAGCCAAAUUCCCCUCCCACCUUCUACUCCGCUGCUUGCAAGCAAACAAGCCACCGAUAAACCAUCAAUCACUCCUUUCACUGUUCGAAAACCGCCGCCGUCCUUUCUACCACGGAUUGUUAUCAAUUCAGAUCGUUCUCGUUCAUCUUUUAACGCCAUGCGCUCACCAAGUACUGAGUCCCAAAAGCGUCCUACAACUGGCACGGAACCUUGCGCGUCUUCGACUCCCAAUGUUGUUGACAUCACCACUACCACCACCUCCACAGUUGCGUCUGCGUAUGAUCCGGUUAACCAUGUUGGCAAUACGGCCUCAUCCUCCUCUGCUCUUCACCAGUUACUGUAUCGUGACGUCUACUCAACCACUUCAUGGGAGGAGCGAUCUCCUCCAAAGUGUAACUCCAAACAAGAAGGUCCUUCUGCAACUGAUCCUGGUCCCAACUCGACGUCUCCUUUUACUGAGUUCCGGAAGUCUAUCCCUAACAAGCGCAAACUCUCACCCAGUCCGUCUGGUGAGUGUUUAGCAAAGCGUUCUUCCGCAAGCACGUCAUCCGUUUAUUAUUCACCCGAUAAGCACGGCCAUGCCCCUAACAUAGACAAUGCCACCUCCUCUAGCUCUGCGAAGCUCACUGCCACAUCGUCUGGGGACGAUUCGGACUCUAGCAUCGUAUGGGUUCCUGCCAAUCAUCUUGCCUCCUCCGUAGUACAGAAGAAAGAUGCCCAUCGCCGAAAGAAAAAGCAAAAAAUACAUUCGAGGUUCCUUCCUGAAUCACAGAUCAACCAGUAUCCGGAGGUCAACGGUGAACGCCAUCAUCGGUGCCGUCACCACCGCAGACGUCAUAAGAAACGCGGUCACAAACGACAUCGUCAUUCGGGUGAACAUCGCGAACUCAACCGGUACGGUGCCUCCGAGCACGAUCGUUCUCACUACAAGUUUCACAAACUUCACAGAUGAGUCCAUGGAGCCACAUUUGCAGUUUCAAUGUG